Messenger RNA from Cooperia oncophora, 597 nucleotides. NCBI's taxonomy places the organism in Eukaryota, Metazoa, Nematoda, Chromadorea, Rhabditida, Trichostrongylidae. The record is from the annotation of a GenBank genome assembly.
AUGUCAGACGAGCAGAAGAUUGUACAAGAAACCGUGGCGACCACUGUGGUUGAAGAAGAGCAGGCACCGGCUCUUCCCACCUCUGAGCCACCCAAGGACGACGUGGGUAAACCGGUCGAGCCUGAUGUCACCGAGGCACCGAAAACCGAAGAUAAACCAGCGGAAGAGGCUGCAAAAGAGGAGAAGCCAGCCCAUCGUAUUUUCAAAAGACCUACUCUAAAGUGGGGUAAGAAACGUGACGAACCAGCUGCUCAACGAGAACCUGAGCAGGCAAAGGAUAUUCGCGAAGAUGCCCUGGGAUGGCUCGCGCAACAGAUUCCGCCAGCUGUUCACAAGGUCAAUUAUUACGUAUUGGACUGGGCCCAGAAAUUGGCCUAUGGUGAUUCGGAGCGACCUCCUCUACCAGGCAAAGAUGGUUCAGUGACUCGUAAUCAGUUUUUGGCCUUUCUGCCUGGAGCAGUGAAUGUUGAGCCUGAGGUAACAGCAGAGGCGGCUCCGGUGACUGAGUCUGCUCCUGCAGCUGAAGCAGAAAAGCCGGCAGAGGCACCUGCUGAGCCCAUUUACGACCUUGAAACAGCCGGUAUUCCAAAUUUGUAG